CUCUAGACGAAAUACAUCCUAAACGCCUGCUUUCCCCAAAUUCACAGACUGAAUUCAUACGCAUGCCCCGCAAAACUUUCCUUUUUAGCUUUUCUACUUCAUCAACUUCUCCUCUGUGCCGGUCGUUAUAGUUUUUCUUCUUCGUCACCCUACAUCUUGUUAAAGCCUGCUCGGAUAGACACCAAAACCUAUAGUCAUCAAGAAACUUAGCAUUUCCAAGAUCUUCCUGCUAACUAAACAAGAGACUCUUCCUGCGUUCCACCCCAGUAAGCCCUAACGAGAAAAGAAAAAUGUCUGCCAACAGCAUGAACUCCUCCUCGGUCUCGACUGAGGUCGCUGCCUCUGAGGUGGUCACCGCGGCUUCGACCAUGGUCACUGUGGCUUCGACUAUUGAGUUUUCCGCUAAUCCUGGCAAGAUCAAUGAUGCAGCUGGCUUUAUGACUGUUGCCCGUGACGCUGUAAAGCAGACUGAACCCGGAACCAAAUUGUGGUUUGGCCUGAAGCAUUUUCCGGUUAAGGAACUAGGUCAAGAGCUCACUCCCGAAGAGAACAAUGAGAAGUUUGGCAUCAUUGAUUUUUUCGUAAAUGAUGAAGCGAAAGCAGCGCAUUUCGGUGGUGAAGUCCCCAAGGCCGUGAAAGCUAACGAUGAGAGUGAAGAACCGAUUGUAAAGGGCGGUUUGGACGCCAUUGUGGCGUCUGCUAAAGGCUGGAAACUACUUGCUGCUCCGAAAAACGAGCAGGAAAAGCUUGAGAAAGUUAAAUUCGUUUCUUACAUCCCCUUCAAAGCUGGUUCCGCAGACCAAGUCGAAAAUGUCAAGGGACUCUUACUUGCUGGCCUCGGCCUUGUUCAAGAGCACGAAUCCGGUACCCCGUUUUGGGCAGCAGUGCAGAAUCAAGAAGACCCAGAAGAAUUUGCGAUUUUGGACGCUUUUGAUGACAUUGAAGCUGUAAAGGCGCAUUUCGUGGAGCCGGCUAAAGUGCCGACCGCGGUCCAAGGAGCCUUGAAGGAGAACCCAGAAUUGAUCAAGGAUGGAUGGGAAAAGGGCGUUGUGGCGAACAUUCGCGUGUUUCGAGUAUUGGCGGUGAAGGCGGAUUUGUGAAUGUGAGUAGAUGGAGCAGUACCAAGAGUAGAGUACUUAUGAUCACAAGUGAUGUACUUGUACUAAGUUCUUGUUGAUGAAGUUAAAAGUUGAAAGAAGAUGCAGAAGCAGAUUACAAGAACGCGUUAUAAUACUUAAACAAUAAUUACUUAAGUUGGAAGAUGGUUGCCAACAUAACAACUUCGGCCCACUUGAGUUGAUCGCGUUUGUUUCUCUUCUGGAAGUAAAGUUUACUACGAGCGGACAUUGCUUAACAUGAUGUCGGUGCGGCCUAAUAUUUGUUUUGAAUCGUUUUGGGAAAAAUAUUUAGUUUUGGAUCGAUGAGGGGAUGAAGGUACUUUUUGAAAAGUAGUUUCUAAGUAAAAAGAUAUUAUCAAGUAUUGAGUGGUCGUAAAGUCGUACAACACAUAAUGAAGAACUACUUAAAUCGCUUUUCCAAGAAGAUGAACAAAUGGGAACUUGAGUGAUGUGAUACCAGUACUUUUUCAUCUUGUUCUACAAACAGGAAACAAAAGGAAUACCAUAAGUAAGAAUGUACUAUGAGUUCGUGCUAGAUCGUUGUACCAGUAGCUAGGGCCAGAAGAAGAAGAAGUAUAUCCUAUCAAAAUAGAUAAAGAAUCUAUACAUAGGAGCGCCUAGAAUUAAUUCGCUGGAACUCUUGGAAUCGAUGCUGAUAAGGUCCACACUCAAAAAACCUUCGACGUGAAAGUUGUGGAUGCCAUCAGUAUCCAGAAACCUUAUCCUGGUGGUGUAUAAAUGAAGCGUCCGCCAGAUAUGAAGCUAAUAUGGCUUAUACACAUGAUACGCUGAAAAAUUAUAGUACAUUAAGCGCAGCGUCUCU
Messenger RNA from Amoebophrya sp. A25, 1941 nucleotides. Lineage: Eukaryota; Dinophyceae; Syndiniales; Amoebophryaceae. The record is from the annotation of a GenBank genome assembly.